GCUGCGCAUCGCUCAGCCCUGGUGAGCUCUCCGUCUUGCUCUCACUUCAUCCGCCUCUAACCACGGACAUGCACUGAAAUGCUCCAUCACUGAGCAUUUUCAGAACCCCACAACGGAACCGAGUUGUGUUUUCGUCAGCCGCAGUCAGCUCGGAUGUGUCCAAAGUCCUGAUUUUGCAUCUUGAUUUACGGAAUAUCGAAACCGCCUCCUCUGCACAGUUGUUUGCGUGUUAGAGCGCCCAACUGCAAUGAACCUGGAGCGCAGUGACAGAAGGGAGCGCCCUGUAGCUCGAGGGCCAGACAUGGAGGCCCGUGCGGGGGGAAACAUGGGCAAGAUGUCAGUGGGAUUCCAGAGAAGCUCCACAUCUGAUGAUGACUCUGGGUGUGCUUUGGAGGAGUAUGCCUGGGUGCCAUCAGGACUCAGACCUGAGCAGGUCCAGAUGUAUUUCUCCUGUCUGCCAGAGGACAAGGUGCCAUAUGUCAACAGCCCAGGAGAGAAGCACAGGAUCCGACAGCUCCUCUACCAGCUUCCUCCACAUGACAAUGAGGUGCGCUAUUGCCAUUCUCUGAUCGAGGAGGAAAAAAGGGAGCUCCAGAUAUUCAGCACCCAGAGGAAGAGGGAGGCGUUGGGAAGAGGGACGCCUAAGAUCCUCCCCAGAGCCCUGCAACACACCCGCUGUGAAAGUUGUCAUGGUGGCAUUAAUGGAGGAGAGAUGGCAAUUUUUGCCUCCAGGGCUGGGCCGAGUCCCUGCUGGCACCCAACAUGCUUUGUGUGUACAACGUGUCAAGAGCUCCUGGUUGAUCUCAUCUACUUUUAUCAAAAUGGCAAGAUCUUCUGUGGAAGGCACCAUGCUGAGCUUCUCAAACCACGAUGCUCCUCUUGUGAUGAGAUCAUCUUUGCAGAUGAGUGCACUGAGGCAGAGGGUCGUCACUGGCACAUGAAGCACUUUGCUUGCUUUGAGUGUGGGACAAUGCUUGGUGGGCAGCGGUACAUCAUGAAAAAUGGACGGCCAUACUGCUGUGGGUGCUUUGAGUCUCUGUAUGCAGAGUACUGUGAGGCCUGCGGUGAAAAUAUUGGUGUUGACCAUGCCCAAAUGACCUAUGAAGGUGUACAUUGGCAUGCCACAGACCAGUGCUUCUGUUGUGCCCAGUGCAAGACGUCCUUGUUGGGUUGUCCCUUCCUGCCCAAGCAAGGCCACAUCUAUUGCUCAAAAGUCUGCAGCCAGGGGGAAGAUAUACAUGGCUCCGAUUCGUCUGAUUCUGCUUUCCAAUCAGCCCGCUCACGUGAAUCGCGGCGCAGUGUACGCAUGGGAAAGAGCAGCAGGCCUACAGAGCAAUGGAGACAGUCCCAGCUUUUUAAUCGUCCUGUCACUGUCCCAUCAUAUGAGCAAAGGUUUGGGGAUAGUGAGGGUGACAAAGACGCUGAUGGCAACAUUGAUAUUGUGGGGCGUAAGCUGGGCCACAUGGGCCUGGAGGAGGAAAGAUUCUGGAGGGAUCGCGAGGAAGAUGCCAGUGGAGAGGAGGAUCCAGAUGAGUGGGCCCAGCAUGAUGACUAUAUGACUCAGCUCCUGCUCAAGUUUGGUGACCGGGGGUUGUUACAACUUCAGCAGCCAUCCCUAAAAUCACCCAGUCCUAACAGUGACACAAACAGGCUAACAUGCACGUCUGAUCCCUGGCUGAAGCCCACUUCUACAUCUAUGGGGAUGAAUGCUUCUUCUCCUACCCCUGCCAGUCCCACACAGAGCCAGACUUCAAAUCAGUCCCGGGCCAACAGUCUCAGCCCUGGAUUCAUGGAUAAGAAGCACCUGCCAGAAAUAUACUGGGCCCAGUCACAGGAUGGCCUUGGAGACUCGGCUUAUGGGAGCCACCCUGGUCCUGCCAGUGCCAGAAAGAUCCAAGAGCUGGAACUGGACCAAGAGCAGGAUCAAUUGGAAGCAGGAAAACGACCCUUCUGGCAAGACACCAGGCAGUGGUAUGAAGAUUCUCUUGAGUGCAUCGCCGACGAGUUGAGAAAGGUUGGGAAGGGUGUUGGAGACUCGAUGGACUCCUUGGCCCUUUCAAAUAUCACUGGUAAGGAUUGUGCAACUAGCUUGGAAUCAGCUUUACUUUCUUUUAAUAUCCAAAGCACAGUGAAAACAGAACCUUCCCUUUCACCUCUCUUAGGUGCAUCAGUGGAUGGCGACAGCAGGGAUGCACCUGCUGUCUACACUCUUCAUCCAAGACAGGGUUCCUCAUUGACAGGCGAGUGUGAAAAGAUGAGCAACAUGGGAACGUUUAAUUCAUCUCAUCUUCACCACAGCGCCAACUCUCUCAAUCUCAACAUGGAAAAGAGGAGUGAGGAAGUAGAGAAUGAAGUUGCUCUUGGAAUGAGGGGAGGUGCUCCAGGUGUUCACUCACUGUCUCCUCAUUCAGAAGGACUCUCUCCAUCCUUUGUUCAAGCCCCAGCACUGAGGAGGAGCAAGUCACAAUCCAGGCCACCUCAGGUGGUCAAGUUCUCAGAAGACACAGUGGACAAUGGACAUAAUGAUGGUUUUGAGGUCAGUAUUACAAAACAUCCCAUGAGUGAGAAACCACAGAGGAGGGCCUUCUGCCCCGAUGAGCUGGGCAGAGAGAGAAGCCGUUCAACGAGCCACCAUGGGCGGAGCAGGCAGAGCCGCCACCGGCAAGGUCGACACCAUCGGAGCCGCAAAACCCGCUCAGACAAUGCCCUCCACAUGGUACCUAUGGAAAGAGCACAAAGACCAUUUGUGCACCAGCAACAGGGUUUAGGGAACUCUUCCUGUGGUGCUAUGCGCCUACAGCACCCGUCACACUUGGUGCCUUUGGCUUACUCCCAAACUCGAUCUGACUAUAUGCUUCGAAGCUCAACCAAAAAUGACCCAAGGGCUGAACAUUUCAUGGGUCUCUACAGAGAGGAUGAUGACUGGUGUUCCACUUGCUCAUCUUCAUCAUCAGACUCCGAGGAGGAGGGCUAUUUCCUCGGUCAACCAAUCCCCCAGCCCAGAGCUGUUGGGCGCUACUAUGCAGAGGACUAUCCAACAAGAGUUACAGCCCUCCCUUCUUUGAGCCAUGCCUCACAGACUUGUCACCGAAAAGGUCACAACUCCAAAAACUGUAUAAUUUCUUAAAAUGUUUAUCAAUUGUUUUAUUUUAAAUCAUGGGCACUACGCAAAGCAAUACCAGCCAGAAAGGGUCCUCAAGUCACUGAUUUAGGAAGUGAUUAGAAAGUGCAUGGAUCAAUGUUAGAUCAGGCCAAAUGUAGGAGGGACACAUUGUACGUUUUAUCCAACGUAGCAUUAAAUAUUCCUAAAACUGCUUUUUACAUAAGAUGCAAGAACCUGUAGCGUUGGAAAUAUGGCAGUUAGCAUUAAAUCCACUUUUUCCUGUCAGCCUUUCUCUAUAAUUUUUAGUUUUUUCAUUGCUAUAUGUGCAUUACAGUUGUACAGAAGUUUAUCAUUCAAGUAGAAAAUCAAAACCAAAUUAUUUAAUGUCAACGCAUCACAAUAAAAAUGUACAUACUAAGUUAAGGUAGUAAUACUAGUUUUUAGUCAUGGUUUAAGUAAAAAGCAGUUAUUGUUUAUACUUUAUGAAAAGAACAGAACAGUGCAGUAUUAAUCCAGAAAUGUUUCCCACAUUACCAUUUGUACAAAUCUGGUAGCAACACACUUGUACUUGCACCUGAUCACUUGCAUUACUCCAACAUAGCCAAACAUGCUUUUUGAUGUAAAGAUGCUUGUAAUAAAUUUUUGUUUUCAAAGACUU
Molecule: messenger RNA, 3761 nt
Organism: Nothobranchius furzeri (turquoise killifish)
Lineage: Eukaryota; Metazoa; Chordata; Actinopteri; Cyprinodontiformes; Nothobranchiidae
Source: RefSeq, a predicted model, not a curated record